AGAACAAGACCGUUAUAGUACUAUAACAUGGCAGUGAGCGCAGUUCACCUCGAAUCAGAUGCUUUUUUGGUUUGCAUGAAUCAUGCAUUAAGUACCGAGAAGGAGGAAGUAAUGGGACUCUGCAUCGGGGAGGUGGACACCAACCGCAUCGUCCACAUUCAUUCUGUUAUUAUUCUCCGACGCUCGGACAAGAGGAAGGAUCGCGUGGAAAUUUCGCCUGAGCAGCUGUCUUCAGCGGCAACCGAAGCGGAGAGGUUGGCUGAAAUGACUGGACGGCCGAUGCGUGUAGUUGGUUGGUACCACUCUCACCCCCACAUCACUGUGUGGCCAUCACAUGUGGAUGUGAGGACACAGGCUAUGUAUCAAAUGAUGGACCAGGGCUUUGUUGGGCUGAUAUUCUCCUGCUUCAUUGAGGAUAAGAACACAAAAACCGGUCGAGUUCUCUACACCUGCUUCCAGUCUGUCCAAGCCCAGAAAGGCUCUGAGUACGAGAGAAUCGAGAUCCCAAUUCAUGUGAUUCCACACGAGGCCAUUGGGAAAGUGUGCCUUGAAUCAGCAGUGGAGCUUCCCAGAAUCCUCUGCCAGGAAGAGCAGGACACCUACAGAAAGAUUCACAGCUUAACUCAACUGGAUCCGAUCACGAAGAUACACAAUGGCUCAGUCUUCACUAAGAACCUGUGCAGCCAGAUGUCUGCUGUGAGUGGUCCCCUGCUGCAGUGGCUGGAGGAUCGUCUGGAGCAGAACAAACAGAACAUAAUUGAGCUGCAGCUGGAGAAAGAGAGACUAACUCAGGAGUUGGCAACCAUGUGAGAGGGAGAGAGUUAAGAAAUAGACACGUGGGCCUACCGAGUGGCGCAGCAGUCUAAAGCACUGCAUUGCAGUGCUUGAGGCGUCACUACAGACCCGGGUUCAAUCCCGGGCUGUGUCGCAGCCGGCCGCGACCGGGAGACCCAUGAGGCGGCACACAAUUGGCCCAGCGUCGUCCGGGUUAGGGGAGGGUUUGGCCGGCCGGUAUGUCCCAUUGCGUUCUAGCGACUCCUUGUGGUGGCCUGGGCGCAGUGCACGCUGACUUCGGUCGCCAGCUGUUCUGUGUUUCUUCCGACACAUUGGUGCUUCUGGGUUAGGCGAGCAGUGUGUCAAGAAGCAGUGCGGCUUGGCAGAGUCAUGUUUCGGAGGACGCAUGGCUCUCGACCUUUGCCUCUCCCUAGUCCUUACGGGAGUUGCAGCGAUGGGACAAGACUAUAACUACCAAUUUGGAUAUCACGAAAUUGGGGAGAAAAAGGGGUAAUGUUGACAUGUUCCUCAUAGUACCAUAGACCUUCUAACACGAGAGCAAGUGACUAAGUGAAUCUCCUCAUUGCUAACUGAAUGCCACCACACACACCUUAGGGAGUGUUUUCCUGUCAUCCUCUGUGUACUAUUAAACACUACUGUAUUUACGAGAACAUGUCACUAUUUCUCUUUAUUUUAGUUCUUUGGCUCUGAUUAUUGGAUGUGUUUUUAUAUUUUGAAUGGAUGGUGCAAUGUACUGUGAGCAUGAAAGGAUGUCCCGUGUGAAUGGAUGGUGCAAUGUACUGUGAGCAUGAAAGGAUGUCCCGUGUGAAUUGCCAAUUCAAAAUGUUACAACAUAGUAUAUCCAGGUAUUUGCUUAUUAUAAAGUUAAAAAAAAAAAUAGUUUUUCAAUUUCUAUGUUGCAAUAUGUCAUGCUUUAUUUGUGCUCCAAGUUAAAUCAAAGCCAUCUCCUUUGACAGCUAUUGGAUUUCUUGUACUUAUAAAUGUUUUCAUAAGGUAUUUCAUGGAAAUGUUCCAAACCAUUAACUUUGUCCUCUCCUGCAGAGUUUUGAGUCCUGAGUGAGGCAUUUUGUCUGAAAACCUCAAAUGUUGAUUCUCAUAUAGAAGGGCAGAGGGACAAUUUUUGUAAUUAACUAUUUCAUACGAGAUGGGGGAGAUGGGAUAUUACUUUAUAUCCGUUUGGAAAAUACAGCGUUGUUAGCUAAACGAUGUCUACAUGUGAAUGUAUGGUGUAACCAUCGUAGCUUAUUUAGCAGCCAUUGCUUAGUCAUUGUGUGCCUUGUCAUGCUUGUACAGGUUCUGUUGUUUUGAGGGAUUAAACAGAUUUUUCUCUUUA
Molecule: messenger RNA, 2128 nt
Organism: Oncorhynchus kisutch (coho salmon)
Lineage: Eukaryota; Metazoa; Chordata; Actinopteri; Salmoniformes; Salmonidae
Product: lys-63-specific deubiquitinase BRCC36
Exons: 8
Coding region: 28-810 (260 amino acids)
Biological process (GO): protein K63-linked deubiquitination; DNA repair
Cellular component (GO): BRISC complex; BRCA1-A complex
Molecular function (GO): protein binding; cysteine-type deubiquitinase activity; metallopeptidase activity
Source: RefSeq, a predicted model, not a curated record